CUAUGGCCGGUGUGGGCCAGCGACCGAGUCAGAGCCGUUCGUCAAAGCGGCGACCGAAACCAUAAGCAAGAGCGCCGUCGCUGCAGCGGCGCGUAGGCGGCCUCCGCUUUCCCCAGCAGCCCGGGCGCCUGCGUGCAAGAGACAAGGGGGCGGCGGUUGAACUCAGCAACCGGCGUCGGCUACGAGAAGGGGGGGAGGCGGGCCUCCUUCCUCUUUCCCGAGCCCGGCUUUUCCUUUGCGGGUCGGUGGAGACUCGGAGCGAGCGAGGGAGGGCCGCGGACGGGGAGGAGGGAGGCAGGCAGGCUGAGCCACCUUCUUCAGUGCCAUUGCACCAACAGCAGCAGCAAAACUUCUGAAGGUUUGAAGAAGAUAGUAAGAAAACUACCAAGGAGGACUACAGCAGUGUUAUAAUUACUACUUGUUGAAAGUGUCAAGUGUCAUUAUGUAUCAUUCCAUUGCUGAAACCAGCCAUCCUUUACAAGCUGAAGAGCAGGAAGUGGGCAUUGAUCCUUUGCAGAGUUAUGUGAACAAACCUGAUGAGGAUGUGUCAAAUGAAAAUGGAGGACUGCAUCAUGGCUCGGAUUCUGUUGAAACAUUUAUUUCAUAUAGUAAAGAAUGGGAAGAAUUAUUUGUAAACAACAAUUACCUGGCAACAAUACGGCUGAAGGGGAUUAAUGGGCAGCUGAGAAGCAGCAGGUUUCGUAGUGUUUGCUGGAAGCUGUUUCUGAAUGUUCUCCCCUCUGAUAGAAAUCAAUGGAUCAGUAAAACAACAAAAUUAAGAACAUUGUAUAACAAUAUUAAAGAAAUACAUAUUACAAAUCCUCGGAAAGCUGGACAACAAGACUUGAUGAUCAACAACCCACUUUCACAGGAUGAAGGGAGUCUUUGGAACAAAUUUUUUCAGGACAAAGAACUUCGAGGAAUGAUUGAACAAGAUGUGACGAGAACGUUUCCUGAAAUGCAAUAUUUCCAAGAAGAGAAUGUGAGAAAGAUUCUUACAGAUGUUCUUUUCUGUUAUGCUCGGGAAAAUGAGCAGUUACUUUAUAAACAGGGUAUGCAUGAACUCUUGGCACCUAUUGUCUUCAUUCUGCACUGUGACCACCAAGCCUUUCUACAUGCAAGCGAAGCUGCACAACCAAGUGAGGAAAUGAAAGUUCUUUUGAACCCUGAAUACCUGGAGCAUGAUGCCUAUGCAGUGUUCAUCCAUCUUAUGAAAACAGCGGAACACUGGUUUUCUACCUAUGAGCAUGACAGUCAAAAGGAAAAAGAUGCUAUGAUGACCCCUAUUCCAUUCGCAAGACCACAAGAUUUAGGCCCAUCAAUUGCUAUUGUAGCAAAAGUAAACCAGAUUCAAGAUCAUUUGCUAAAGAAACAUGAUAUCGAGCUCUACAUGCAUCUGAACAGGCUAGAGAUUGCUCCGCAGAUUUAUGGACUGCGAUGGGUAAGGCUUCUAUUUGGACGAGAAUUUCCCCUCCAGGACCUUCUUGUUGUUUGGGAUGCUUUAUUUGCUGACAGCAUCACUCUCAAUCUAGUUGACUACAUUUUCUUAGCCAUGUUGCUAUAUAUUAGAGAUGCCUUGAUAUCAAGUAAUUAUCAGACCUGCUUGGGACUUCUGAUGCAUUAUCCUCCUAUUGGAGAUGUCCAUUCAUUGAUCUUGAGAGCUCUUUUUCUCAGAGAUCCAAAGAGAAAUCCAAGACCUGUUACUUACCAGUUCCAACAAAAUUUGGAUUACUACAAAGCACGUGGAGCAGACUUGAUGAAUAAAACACGGGUCAGUGCCAAAGUCACUCCGCUGAACAUAAAUAAAGUUUCCAGUAGCUUACUGAAUUUUGGCCGGAAGCUGAUUUCCCCAGCCAUAACAUCAGGUGGUGCCACUGGGCCUGUUGUAGGAAGCAGUGGCAGCUUUUCUUCUGUUGCGGUGCCCAUUAGGAGCACAGUGGAGUUCCCACAGCAGCAGCAACAGAGGAUGAUGAAAUCUGAAAGUGUACCAGUUCAACUAAGCAAAGGAGAUAUAGUUACAGGCAGUGAUGCUCAAGUGUCGGUUCCUGUCCAGAAUCUAAGUGCCCUCCAAGGGACAGUUGCUACAGCAACACAUGGGCAGAGUUCAAAAAAUGUCAGCUCUUCUCCAAGCAUUGACAGUUUGUCUGGAGGACGUGAAUACACAGGGUCUCCACCUCUGUCUGCAACCAAGAAAGAGUCCUUUUUCAAUACUAUUUCCCAUUCUCGGUCACACAGCAGAAGUAUUAGUAAAAAAGAGGCUGAAGAAGAACUGGAGGGCCAGAUUUCAUUUCUCCAAGGGCAACUGAAUGAGUUGGAGGCCAUGUGCAAAUACUGUGCCAAGAUGAUGAAUACACAUCUGGGAAAUAUUCAAGAACUCAUUCUUCAGGAACAUUUGGAGAAAGAAGAUGAAAUUCUGGUAUCCUUGGCUGGGUUGAAGCAGAUCAAGGAUAUUUUGAAAGGUUCCCUGCGUUUCAAUCAGAGUCAAUUGGAGGCAGAGGAGAAUGAACAAAUCACAAUAGAAGAUGAUCACUACUGUUCCAACAAUUGGAGCAAGGAGACAAGUGAAGCCAUGGAACAACUUUCAGUUGCAAAGCAACCCCUCCCUCCAGUGAAGCAGGCUGUUGAUGAUUCCAGUGGAAGCUCUGCCAACAGGCGCCCUGAUGACUAUAUUCUACAUCCCAAAGAAGAGGAAGGAAAUGUUAGUCCUGCUCCUGGGCAUGUGCAGACUGUGCCAACCUGCAAGGAUCUGACUACCAAAAAUGAGGCCCCAUGUCACACUUCUUUAGCCUUUUCUGAUCCAUUGAUGGGGUCCAUAUCUGCCUCUUCUAGUAACCUCAGUUCCAGCCCUGAUGAUGACAGCAGCAGCAACAGCAAGGAUUCUGACUUUACCAUUGUUAGCCCCUUGGAAAUUUAAGUAAGCCUGUGAAGUUGGCUAUGUCACAUUGGUAUGUGGACCUGAUGCUUUACAGGACUGGGGGAACUCAUUAAGCCUAAAUAUUCUGUCAGAGCACAGACAUGGUAAAGGCAAUCCAUUUCAGCAAGAAAAUCAAGAUAAUAUAUAAUUAUUGCCUUUAAAACAUGCACAUGUUAAUAUCAAGAUCUAACGUAGGACGAAAAGUACUUAUGGGUUUACUUUGUUAGCAACUUCUUGGAAUACUGAAGUAGUAACUCAUAGUCCCUCAUUUUGUAGAAUAACAUGCAACAUAUAAUCUCAUGGAGCAUCCUGUCCAAACAUGUGGAAAUGACCAUUUAAUCGGUUUAGAUCCUCACAGAUGAUUUGGUCUCAGGAGAAAGUAGGAUAUUCUUUCUCAAAUAUGGCAACUAGAAAAUGAGAAAAGUACAAGUUUUACAAAUGUGUCCCGAUUGCGUACCAGGCACUGAGACAAUGGCUGCGUCCUGAACCAUUCCCUGGAAGAAGAAAAAACUAUGCUGAAUUUACAUACAACAGAAAACCAGUAACUACUAUUAAUAUCAAACAAAAAUGAGAGCAUCAGUUGUAAAGUAAUACAAAGUACAAAUUAGUUGCUUUGAAACAGUUACACUUUAGUCUCCACUGGAUAUAAACUUGUAUCCUGAUGAACAAAUUUUGUUGUUGUACAGUAUUGUCUGGACCAUAUUUUUAUAGCUGUUUCGGGACCUCUGAAAUGCCCUCAGGCCAAAGAACAAGGCUCAUUAUAGGGUCAUAAUGCUGUAGUGUUCCUUAACCAUGUAGAAACAAUUCCCUUACACUUGUUGUUUUAACAAAAUUUAGUGCACAUAAUUUCACAAAGGGCAGCAAAAUUCCUCAUGCUUUUUAUAUCAAGGAUGUCAUGUUUCACUGUAGCACAGAUUUCUCUCACAACAUUAGAGCAGGCUAAAAUAUUUCUGGAGGACGUUUAUUCUGUUACCACAGUAAGAGGAGAAAACAAAGGAUAACUAAUGUGUCCAUGUCUAGAACUAAUGCACAGUAAAUAAUGCUAAUAGAGUAGUGAUAAUGUUCCUUUCUAGCUUUUAGAGUAUAAAUUCAAAGUAGUUCUUGCUCUGAAUCUCACCCAGCAUUGCCAGUUUUAGAAUAACCAGAUGAUAACUUCAUGGAGCUGAAAAUCUGGGCUUUACUGAGACACUCUUCUAAAUAGGCUUCUACCUUCAUAGGCAGCCAGUGUUAAACUGUAUAUACAGUGUUGCCCUAGAUUACAUUGAUUAGUUUCACUGACCCAAGGGAAGAAUUUGGGUUUAUUGAGAUUAAUAGGCCCAAGUCACUAACCUGUUGGGGAUCUUUCACUUUAUCAAGGCACUGGUGUUGAACAGAUUAAAUUUCAAACAGCUUCUGGCUUGCAGGUCGAACACAGUAGAACUACAAAGGGGAAUGGGUGCUCAUAAUGAAAACCACUUUGGUAUCCAGCUGUGCCUACCCAUGCAUUUCUGUAUGCAAAUAUACCAUGACAGGUUUUCUCUCUAUCUACUCAAGAGAGGGGCAAUGGUUCAAUGAUGUCAGCCUCUAAAAAGACCUAAUUAGCUCACUAGUCUGUUUUUUCCAAUUGCAUUUGAAAAUGAAAACUUCUUGGCCAUGAAAUGUGUAACAAUUAGGAAAGGCGUUUUUACUAAGGAUGUUGCACUUCUAGGACCCUUGGCUGUAAUAAAAAAAAGUUGCUACUAUUAAUGCAGCCUAUUUUUUCUCCAACUGUUCUGAAGGAUGCUGGUGAAGGAUAUUUUCAAAGCUUUAUAAUUAAAACACCUUUCUUGUACAUUUUAAUUUUUUUCCAAACAAACGCAGUAUAACCAUCACUAUGUAAUCGGGUGCAUAGUAAGUGAUAGGGCAUGAAGAUGUUAAUUAUGAUUAAUCACAGUUGUUACUUGCAUUAAGAAUACUUUUACCCAUCCAUCUGCAGCAUGAGUCAUGCUAAACCAAAUUGUAACCUGACCCCAAAGCAUCACUGAAUCUUGUUACAUAACACAUAGCUCUCCUGGGAAUGUUGCCCCAGAUUUUGGAAGUGGUGGUCAAUGGAAAAGUCACGGUCAUGAAUUGAAUGGAGUACGUUUGUUGGGUGAGUUUGCUCAGUUGGGCUUGCAAUGUUGUGGUACUUUUUCAUAGUUUUGUAUCCAUGAACGUCCUGGGCAGAUGACCAAAAUCAGUAGGCCAUUGCUAUUGUAUGGUGGCAGGUUCAAAUUUACAUUUUCAGACACUAUCAAAUAAUUCUUCACAAGAAGAUGCCCAUGUACCUUGUAAAAGUGGAAGUAAUCCUGUUGUGUAAAGAGCUUAACAAAUACAGUUUGCGGGGUAAUGCAUAAAAUGGUCACAUGGCUGUUCUUCUGGAUGCAAGACCUAAAAUAUACUGUGGUUAUGCAAGGUUUCUAUGGCAGCGUAAACCUAGCACUCCUUCUCAUUUAAACGUACACAGUAACCACCUCAGGAUUCACCCUUAUGGUUUCUGUGCAGGUUUAUUUAAUUUUCUUGAGUUUGCAAGGAUGACAAGAGAGGAUUACAUGGAUGGUGAUUAAUUUUGAUCCUUUAAACAUCACUAACCAUACUCCUUUCUGUUUAGAUUUGUUGCUGUUAUAAAAUGGGAAAAUGUCAUUCAGAGCAAACUGCUGUUUAAAAGUGGAAAGCAAAGUAAGAGGGAAAUUGGAGAAUGAUAAAUCAUCUGUCAUCAUAUGGGGGGAAAGAUUAUGGAGUGUUUUGUAAUCUAGUUAUGAUUGAAUCUUUCUGUCUACAUAUAAUUCAGGGAUCAUCUUAUUUUUUUUUUCUUGUGAGGACAGUCUUAGUGCCACUAAACAAUGCAGUUUGGUUUUUUUAUUAUUACCUUGCUGGGAUUUUUAAAAACAUGUUUGCUAUAAUUAUUAUUAUCCUUGCUUCCUCAAUGCCUGUAAUCAUCUGUGGUUUCAGCAAAUAAACAGAGGUUUACUGAAGGACAGGGAUGAAAUCUAAGUAACUCCAUUAGAGAAAUCAAAUUUGGUAUUCCCAUGUCUUAGUAUAUCUUUUCAAUUAUAUACUGGAAUAUGAUUUUUGAUAAUGCUGGAAGUGUUUGGUUUUAUAUAUGUGUCCAUCCAAAACUAUCAACAUAUUUAGUCAUAAUAAUCCCAUAUUGCGUUACGUUAGGCUUCCUAGAUGGUUCUUUGUUCUUUAAAGUACCAGUUUCUUAUGUCACCUAAAGACAACCAGCUCAUAUUGUUCACGGAUAACUGUAAUCUGAUAGAAAACAAUAUGCAGUAUAAAUGGCUAAUUAGUACUAAUGUGUGGAACUCUAAAAGAUUUUUUCAACCUGUUAGAGACUCAUCUGAUUUUAUUACAUCUUUCCCAUGUGACUGUUUCAAGUCUGUUGCAUGUAAUGACCAUCACAUUACAGCAGAGUGGUUAUGACCAUAUAGUGACUAGAUGUUCACUUUUAGCUGUGGAAAUUUGUAUCUUUACUCUAGAACAUCUAACAUACUUUAUUAAAGAAAGAACAUACCGACUC
Rhineura floridana is the source of this 6434-nucleotide messenger RNA. It is a transcript of the gene TBC1D5, whose product is annotated as TBC1 domain family member 5. Gene Ontology annotation, biological process: activation of GTPase activity. Lineage: Eukaryota; Metazoa; Chordata; Lepidosauria; Squamata; Rhineuridae. Gene Ontology annotation, molecular function: GTPase activator activity. The record is from RefSeq and is a predicted model, not a curated record. The transcript has 23 exons. The coding region runs from base 443 to 2914 and encodes 823 amino acids.